Messenger RNA from Amphimedon queenslandica, 1475 nucleotides. RefSeq names its product insulin gene enhancer protein ISL-1-like. Lineage: Eukaryota; Metazoa; Porifera; Demospongiae; Haplosclerida; Niphatidae. The transcript is spliced from 7 exons. Bases 83 to 1285 code for a protein of 400 amino acids. Gene Ontology annotation, biological process: axonogenesis; positive regulation of transcription by RNA polymerase II; neuron fate specification. The record is from RefSeq and is a predicted model, not a curated record. Gene Ontology annotation, molecular function: DNA binding; DNA-binding transcription factor activity, RNA polymerase II-specific.
CCAAUUAUAAAUAAACGCUCCUGAGGAAGUUUUGUUAGCUGUCGGGGAGGCAUUUGUAACUUAGCUCUCUUAUCGCUUACUGAUGAUGGAAUGUGAAAACAGUAAUAUAAACUACAACUGCAACAAUGCUGUAGAUGCAGUGAUGGAUAGCUUUACCACGCAGAGGAUAUGCCAUGGCUGUAAACUUUCAAUAGAAGAUGAAUUCUCAUUGCACGUUUCUCCUAAUUUGGACUGGCAUGUAUCAUGUUUGAUCUGCUGUGAGUGCCAUGAUUUUAUGGAUGAAAACUGUGAAACUUGUUUCAUUAAAGAUGGUAGACCUUACUGUCGAACUGAUUACAUCAGGCUAUUUGGUACUCAAUGCAAAAGAUGUUCUGAGCCCAUCAAUGCAGACACUCUUGUUAUGAGAGCCAAGAAAGAGAUCUUUCAUGUUGACUGCUUUUGCUGUACUCUUUGUGAUAAAAAGCUUAGUACAGGGGAACAGUUCGGAAUGGCUGGUGGCAAACUAUAUUGUAAAGCUGAUUUUGAAUCACUUCCAAUUGACAGCAUUGAGCCAACAAUGGAAGCUGAACUGGUUGAAUCACCAGAAACAUUGCUGCACAAUGGUUGUACUCAGAGUAUUGCAACAACGUCAUCACCAUCCACAUCCUCUCAGGCCACUAGUACUACUACAGCCACUUCAAAAUCAUCUGACAAAAGAAGGUCUAGCACUGAGCAGAAACAACCAAGAAUUCGUACAGUAUUAACGGAGCAACAGUUACAAACAUUAAGGAGUGUAUAUCAAACAAAUCCACGGCCUGAUGCUCUUUUAAAGGAACAGUUAUGUGAACUGACUGGCUUAUCUCCUCGGGUGAUUAGAGUAUGGUUUCAAAACAGACGCUGCAAGGACAAAAAAGCUCUUCAAAAAGCUGAAGCUGCUAGGCUACAGUCAGGGGGCAAGGUUUUGCCAAUGACUCCACAAACUCCAAUGACUCCUGAUAAUAUGAGUCAGGUCUCACCUCAUGGAGGAAUGCAGGCGUUUACAUACCCUUUACCAGCUUAUGAUCACAUUACCACACCAACACUCCCCCCUACUCCUUCUAAUACUUGUGUUUCACCUAUUGUGUCGUAUCAGCAUAAUCCUCCACUUUGGGCUUCACCAACUGAUACAGUAUCACCGUUUGAUCAUGCAGUUGAUUUUUCUUCUCCAGUACCCAUAACAACAGAACAUCAAAGUUAUAUAUAUUCCAGUGCAUCACUUCAGCCUCAUAUGCAGCAACCAACUACUGUUACACAUUUUUCCUUUUAAGAAUGUGAACAUUUUCAUAUUAAUUGCUCAUUCAGGCAACUGAAUAAAUCACAUUUAUUUAAAUCAUAUCAAUAUAGACUCUAUGUAUAAUUUAUUAUAACUAUGUUAGUAUCCACACGUUAGUGUUUUAUGCAUUUAAUGUCAAUUACAGUUUUGUUUUGAAAUGAUUAUGUCCUGUCCAUACUAAAAA